This is a messenger RNA of Sus scrofa (pig), 2826 nucleotides long. The record is from RefSeq and is a predicted model, not a curated record. Lineage: Eukaryota; Metazoa; Chordata; Mammalia; Artiodactyla; Suidae.
AUGCGUCACGUGGGCGGCCGCGAGCAUCCGGGCUCCCAGCGGCGGCGCUGCGGAGGCUCCCGGGAGCCGGCGGCGUGGGGCCAGUAUUGCGAGCGGACGGCGGCCGGGCCUCCCGGGCCGCCCGCGUGGGCCGAGCGGCACGCGUGCCUAGCAUGGCGGGCUCCCUGCCUCCCUGCGUGGUGGACUGCGGCACCGGGCAUCGCCAUCAGAGAGUCGGCAAAGGUGGUCGACCAAGCCCAGAGGAGGGUGCUCAGAGGGGUCGAUGACCUGGACUUCUUCAUCGGGGACGAAGCCAUAGACAAACCCACGUACGCCACAAAGUGGCCGAUAAGACAUGGAAUAAUUGAAGACUGGGAUCUAAUGGAAAGGUUCAUGGAACAAGUGAUUUUUAAAUAUCUUCGAGCUGAACCUGAGGAUCAUUAUUUUUUAAUGACAGAACCUCCGCUGAACACCCCAGAAAACAGAGAGUACCUGGCGGAAAUCCUGUUCGAAUCAUUUAACGUCCCGGGACUCUACAUUGCAGUCCAGGCAGUGCUGGCCUUGGCCGCGUCUUGGACGUCGAGACAAGUUGGCGAACGCACGUUGACGGGGAUCGUCAUUGACAGCGGGGACGGGGUCACCCACGCUAUCCCGGUGGCAGAAGGGUAUGUCAUCGGAAGCUGCAUCAAACACAUCCCCAUUGCGGGCCGAGACAUCACCUAUUUCAUCCAGCAGCUGCUGAGGGAGAGGGAGGUGGGCGUCCCUCCCGAGCAGUCCCUGGAGACCGCAAAGGCCAUCAAGGAGAAGUACUGUUACAUUUGCCCUGAUAUAGUCAAGGAGUUUGCCAAGUAUGACGUGGAUCCUCGCAGGUGGAUCAAGCAGUACACGGGGAUCAACGCCAUCAACCAGAAGAAGUUCGUGGUAGACGUCGGCUACGAGCGGUUCCUGGGCCCUGAGAUUUUCUUUCACCCGGAGUUUGCCAACCCCGACUUCAUGGAAUCCAUCUCGGAUGUCGUUGAUGAAGUGAUUCAGAACUGCCCCAUCGACGUGCGCCGUCCGCUGUAUAAGACAGAUCCAGAAAAAUAUUGCUACUCUUUAUGUCAGGGAUGGAACCUGCGUCCUCAUGGAUGCCAGUCGAGUUUGUUACUGCUGAGCCACGACGGGAACUCCAAGAGCCUUUGGAUUUCGAGUCCCUUUCCCACAUCUUUGAAAACCCAUGCUUUUCCCACCAUGUGACACUGAGGAUCAUGGAAAAUGUGGGAGGAAGGUGAUUCCCCAAAGAGGGACACCCGCUCCCGGCCCUUUCCCCACCAGGACCGGCCUUGCCUCCCGGGGGUGGUGGCAGCAGGGUCUCCGCCCGCCCCGUUUGCCGGCUGUGCUCCCCCGGCUGUGUGCUGCUUUCAGGGCCUUGGCAGAGUGACUGCAGCCUUGUGAGGGGCUGGAGGGAGCCGACUGGGAGCUGACCGUGUUUCUCUCCUGUCAGGCUCUGUUCCCUGUGGGGGUGGAAGGACACGCACGGGCCCACCCCACUCUGCUGCCCGCGGGCUGGGGCCCUGCAUGGGUGGGUGAGCCCCAGCACCUCUUUGCCUGCUUCCAAGGCUGUCCGGGUGGGGCCGCAGCCCUGUGGUCACCCUGCAAGGGAGCCAGCUGGCAGGCCACCUUGCUCUCGUCCACCUGUCACUGUCACAGGGCUUCAGGGAGGGUGAGGACUGUCUGCUGGCACCCCCACCUCUGCCACGGCCACCGCCAAGGGGACUGUUCCCAAAACAGAGGGCUUGAUGAGCGAAUGGAAGUUUCACACUGAGGCCGAAGCAUGUGCUUUGCUGUCCGUUAACCGGCCGGGUCCCGGCUUCGGUCGUGCUCUCUUCCCCUGGCGAUCUCGGACCAGGGCUUGGCCAACUUGUUCUGCACAGGGCCGGACGGUGACUAUUUCUGGCUUUGUGGGCCAUCGGGUCUACACCGCAUCUGCUCUCUUCUGCCCGAGCAGCCUUGUGACCGGAGAGGCUUGCUCCUAGGAGCUCACGCAGGAGAACAGGUGUCGGGGACGUGGUUGAACUUUCCAGAUUGGGCCUCACAGGCCAGUCAGGCCGCGUUCACUGAGCGCCUCUGCUGCUGCUGUUGGGGAGGGCCUCGGAGAGAGUGGCCGUCUGCUCCUCCCCCUGCAGGGCCCCGUGGCUCCGCUGUAGCUCUGCCCACUCGUCUCCCGAAGCCACUGCCCGGGGUGAGGGCUCCGGGCAGGCAUCUCGACGGGUGGGCGGCCUUGUUGGGAUUCACUCUGUGUGUUUAGUCCUGCCUUCCCCACCCCUCCUCCUGAGUGUGGACGUGCGCUUGCUGUGGAAAGAACCUUCCACCACGACAUUUAUGUUCAUGAAAUGCACGGAUGUUUGUCUGUGGGAUUUUGAAAGUACUUCCAAGACCCUCUCGGAGUUGGAAGGCGUAGUAGGUACGAGUGCUUCUGCACAGCUGCUCUGCGAGCCGAGUGUUCUGGGUCUCCAGCCUCGCCCUUACCCCAUCGCUGCCCCCUUACCUGCUGGGCCCACGCUUGUCCUGCCGCGGGGCUUACACAGUUCUCAGCACUGAAGCCACUGAAGAAGCAGGAAGCCGCCGCUGGUACCCGAAGAAGUCCAUCACCGAAGGGGGAAGCAGCCCCUGCCGAGCUCUGUCGGUUUACCUGCAUGGGCAGGAUGCCCUCUGGGCGGCCGGCUUCCUGACCUCUGCCCCGUGCACUGUGCCUCCAGCCCCCUGGCCUCAGGGCAGCUGUGGUGGCUGAAGCGAAGCAGAGCUCCGACAGCUCCUUGGUGCCCGAGGCCUGCCGCUCCCCUUGGCCGAGCUGCUCCCAAAGAUGCC